Coregonus clupeaformis (lake whitefish) is the source of this 4320-nucleotide messenger RNA. RefSeq names its product F-box only protein 32. NCBI's taxonomy places the organism in Eukaryota, Metazoa, Chordata, Actinopteri, Salmoniformes, Salmonidae. Gene Ontology annotation, molecular function: protein binding. The transcript is spliced from 9 exons. Gene Ontology annotation, cellular component: SCF ubiquitin ligase complex; nucleus; cytoplasm. The coding region runs from base 787 to 1848 and encodes 353 amino acids. Gene Ontology annotation, biological process: protein ubiquitination. The record is from RefSeq and is a predicted model, not a curated record.
UUUAGAUACAAGCAUCAUGAAACCUCUAGCGCAAUAAAUUAAUUUGACUUGGUGAAAAUCAAUUUUUUGGGGACAUAACUUGCUUAACACUUUUUCCAAGUGGUAUCUUCCUUCACAGACUCCAUGACAUGAUGACCUCUUCCUAAAAUGUGGUGAAAUGAUUAAUUUUGUGUGUGGUUUCCUAGAGGGUGGCUCAACCUCCCUCCCCCUCUUGUUUCCACAAUGUAACCCUGCACUCUAACAGAAUCCUGAGAAGAGACAAGACUUCAUUUUUAACUUCCAGGGACGAGUCAGGGGAAUUGAAAGAAACUGAGCCUGAAGGAGUUCUGGCCUGUGUUUUUUUUAAAUUUACCGUAAGAUUAUUUUAACUAAAUCAUCAAGAAAGGCUUGUUGUGUCUAGGUCAAAUGAAACAGCUCUGAUUCAGCAGUUUAAAGGGGUUAAUGUAUCUUCCAGAAUAGGAUAUUUGCCCCCCAAACACCCACUGUGGGUGAUAAUAGUCCUUCCCUGGGUCGUUUCGCAAUAAAGAUCAUAAACAAAGCCACGUGUUGCUGCACAGUUUCCAAAAGGGGGCGGAGCUCAAGUGUUUACUUUCCGGAUUGUUCGCUGGAGAAUAUAAAGGCAGCUGCGCAGUCACAAUACUAGACAAGACAUCAAAGACAAUACUUUAUUAAAGACCAGACGGCAGAGGAAAAACUAAAUAUCUGCAUCUUAGAACAUUUAACGCUCUUCAACAUAAAGUCGGAACUGUAAUCUUCUUUCGGCACUGUUGAUUUAAACUGUCGAGAAUGCCUUUUCUUGGACAGGAUUGGAGGUCCCCCGGUCAGAGCUGGGUUAAAACUGAAGAGGGAUGGAAAAAUUAUUCCUCAGACGACAAAAACAGCAAUGACUCAGACGUGAGCUAUUGCAAAACAGAGGAAGAGCGCUUCCAGGAGAAUGUGCUGCUGGCAUACGACAUGGCAGUUAAGAAGAGAAGGAAAGACUUCAUGAACAACAACACAAAGAUUCCUUAUUUCCACAAAGAGAAAUGGAUUUAUGUUCACAAAGGAAGCACUAAAGAGCGCCAUGGAUACUGCACACUGGGAGAAGCUUUCAACCGGCUGGACUUCUGCAGUGCCAUCAAGGACAGCAGGAGGUUCAACUACGUCGUACGGCUGCUGGAGCUCAUUGCCAAGUCCCAGCUGCCCUCGCUCAGCGGAGUGGCUCAGAAGAAUUACAUGAACAUCCUGGAGAGAGUGGUGCAGAAAGUCCUAGACGACCAGCAGAACGUUCGUCCCAUCAAGGAGCUUCUCCAGACCCUGUAUGUGUCUCUGUGUGGCCUGGUGCAGGAUAUGGGGAAGUCUGUUCUGGUGGGGAACAUCAACUGUUGGGUCCACCGCAUGGAGAACAUCCUACAGUGGCAACAACAGCUGGACAACAUUCAGAUCAACAGGCCUGUGUCUAAGGGUAUGACCCUAACGGACCUGCCUGCCAGCUUGCAGCUGAACAUCAUGGAGCAUCUGUCAGAUGGCAGGGACCUGGUCAGUCUGGGACAGGUGACUCCAGACCUGGGACAGCUCACUGAGGACAGGCUGUUGUGGAAGAGGCUCUGCCAGUACCACUUCACUGACCGACAGAUCCGUAAGCGUUUGAUGGUGUCAGACAAGGGUCAGUUGGAGUGGAAGAAGAUGUACUUUAAGCUGUGUCGCUGCUACCCUGUCAGGGAGCAAUACAGCGAAACCCUGCAGUUCUGCACACACUGCCACAUCCUCUUUUGGAAGGAUACGAACCACCCUUGCACAGCCAACAACACAGAGAGCUGCUGUAAGCCGGUUUCUCCACAAGGCUUUAUCAACCUCUUCAAGUUCUGAGAGCCACACAGAGCCUGAGUGACUUGGUACAUACAGUACAUAACUGUUCAUAGUGCAAUCGGUGGAUUCAGACAGGCCCUGAGUUUGUGUAUAGUGGUGAUGGUGCAUUUGAUUCCUGGUCACCGUGACACCGGGGAGAGGAAGCAGUGGGGAAAUCAUGCAAUCAAAUUCUUGGUUGGGAGAGCUGAGGAUUCUGGGAGAUGGACUUCUACAGCUGAGAACAAGUGAAUGUGACAAACUGAUCAAAGGGAGGUGGAACAAGAGGGGGAUGAGGUGAAACAGAGUACUCUGAAGUUUAUUAAAUACGUUUUGUCCUUUUUUAAAAUUUAAAUUCAAAAUGAAAUGCAUUUCUCUUCCUAGCUGAGUUAUAACAUUGCUACCGUAACAGCAUACUUAGUUUAAACGUUUUCCAGAAAGGAAAUAAAUUGCAAAACUACAUUUGUUUAGUUUUAAAUAGGGCUGUCAAACGAUUAAAAUAAUUAAUCGGAGUUAAUAGAAUUAGUAAUAAUUUAAGAAUUUGAUCAAAUUUGGCACUUAAAAACUAUUUGUUCAUUUAAAAAAAGCAGUGCUUUGAGUUAUAGGCAUACUAUGUUUUGAUUGUUAAGGAAAGAAACAAAAUAAUCUGUCAGUGUUUUUAAAAUGGAAUUUUCACUAUAAACAACUCAAAAGUCACUGCUAACAUACAGAUAUUAAUGUUCCCAAUGUUUCAGUAGGUCUACUCCCUCUUAUCAAUGUUUCCGUAGGCCUACUCCCUCUUAUCAAUGUUCUUGAAGUUUAACACUUUCUCGUUUGCUACAAACAGACACAUGCACUCAAGUACUGAAAGCUUCAGGCAUUCCUAAUGAGUGUUUUCACAAUUUCUGAUUUGAAGGGUUGACUAUAGGAAAAAAAUAACUGUAUCCAUGGAGACAAAGAGCUUUUAAACCUGUCCAAUGUUAGGACUUCCACAGAAUACAUUAACGACAGAUGAGCCAGGUCUGAGUUCAUGUAAAAUAUCAUCCAGCUAUUAGAUCUAGCCUAGGAUACUUAUCCAUGUUCUUCAACAUGAACUAGUCACAAGCUGCUACUACUAGAAUUGGGAUCAUUUUCUGAACUCUUUUAACCUGAGAAUGGAUUUCCUGUUUUGAUUAAAAUCAUUGUGGGAAGUUAGCUAGCUAGUUGAAUCAAGAGGCAUUCAGCCACGGCAUUGUAAACAUUAUUUUGAUUAGCUAGCUAACUGCUUCUGUACAAAUUAUGUUUUUGCUGUUUUCUAAAGAAACGCCUGGGAAUGUGUUUAUGGUCUAACUUUAUGUACGUUUUCCUUAAAAACUGUUGCUCAAAGCUGUGCGCAUAGCCCACGACAAGGGACAAACAGCGCUACUGACACCGAGCGCAGAGUGACGGUGCACAGAGCGUGUUGUGUGUUGCGCUUAAAACGGUCCGUGCGGAAACGCGCUCAAAAGGGUCCGUGCGGUGAAUAAAUGGAGAUUCAAUAACGGUGUCCAAUUGUUUUUUACGUCGUUAAAAAUGUAGAAAUUGAAAAAAGUAGGGAAAUAUAUUAACUGAUUUGAAGUUUGAAAUUAGUUUGGCUCAAUUUCAAGUAAAACUAAUUUCAAAGUUUUAUGUGUUUUAACAUUUUUGGAAACUCAUUAUUUGACUUUUUUGAUGCUCUGGGAAAGUGGAGAGAGAAAUCCGGCUCUAGCUUUGACAUGGGGGACACAUCUUGGGAGAAUGUCGUUUUUUUUUUUUUACUAAGGUGUUUUUCACUAAAGUUGACUGGUAUGAUAUUCUUUGAUAUGGUGACUGCAUAUCUUUUCUAAAUACCCCCCUUUUUUUCACUUUUAUAUGUUUGAUAUUUACAAAGGUUUUUAUAUGAAUGUGUUGUAUUCUGCUUGUGUGUAGUGACUAGCUGCUAAUGCUACAGAGUGUAGUAUUAUUACCAACGAUAUUACAAAGACACUGAAUAGUAAUAAUAUUAGAGAUGGUGGUGAGCCCUACAAGAGCAGCUGGUGAAGAACAGGAGUGGGAUGUUUUCAGAUUGUGUUAACUUUGUCAUCUAGGAGGCAUUUAUUUACAAGAAGAACUGACAUGGUACUGAAGGAGCAGCUUUGAAAACCAAUAUAUAAAAAAGCUUGAAGGACUUUAAUGAUUCAAAACAUGUUUAUUUAUGGCUUCCUGCAUGAUGCUGCUUUUUUUUUUAUAUACCCAGAUGUUUUUCUUUUCUAUAUUGAAUAACCUGUGUUGAUGGGUAAAGGAAGCAUGAUGGAACUACUUGUUGAAUGGUGCAAUCUUGACUCUGGGUGCGUCCCAAAUAGCACCCUAUCCCCUUUUAUAGUGCACUAUAUGAGCUCUGGUCAAAAGUAUUAGCGAGCCAUUUGGGAUGCAGCCUUAGACCCGUAUUCACACUGCCUAGGCAGUAGAGUAAUGUCCAAUACAUGCAGUGUAAUUCUAAUGUGUCAUGUUUCUGUUCAAUAAAUAAACAAACUGAAAAUA